Messenger RNA from Rotaria sordida, 369 nucleotides. The record is from the annotation of a GenBank genome assembly. Lineage: Eukaryota; Metazoa; Rotifera; Eurotatoria; Philodinida; Philodinidae.
AUGCAUAUAUUGGUAGUUUUGUUUUUUGUCGCUAUUUCUUUGGUAUAUAUUUAUUUAAAACGACGUUAUUAUACCGAUCCUAAUGAUGGUAUUCCAGGAUUGCCACCGGAAUUGCUAUUUGGUCAUUCACGAUCGACCGGACUUUUAUCAGGAGAAGCUAUAUGCGUUAUUUUCAAUCGAUUACAACGACGCUUCGGUGAUGUUUUCACAUAUUGGUGGGGUUCCAAACGAAGUAUUGUUCUAAAUCGAGUUGAACAUGUUCAAUAUGUGUUAUCUAAUCGACAUAUAUAUGAACAAGGUUCAAUUGUAGCCGAUGGAUUUGGAUUGAUUGCUCCGUCCGGUUUGAUUUCUUUACAAGGUCAAGCAUGA